AGGAAAUAAUCACCAACACGCUGCUUCCACAGUUGUGCUUAGAAUUCAGGACAGAUUGUGAUAUAUAUUGCCUAGAUUAUUUGCUCGGUAAUGUAUAAACAUUUUGUUGUACUGUAGUUGUUGUUGUUGUUUUUUUAAAGAACAUUUCUAAAGAAGGAAUACGAAAGCAAAAUAUUUUUAAAUUUACAAACUGACUCAGUGUGGCUACAAACAAAGCGACACACUGUCAGGUACACAGGGGUGUAUGAGAAAACAGAUCAAAGUGUAGCCAGUGAAAGUGUGGAUAAUGGAAUGUGUCUAUAGUAAAGAGGAGGUUCCUGACAUAGAAUGUGUCCAAAUUAAAAAAGAGGUCCCUGAAAUUGGCUUCAUCCACAUUAAACAAGAGUUUCCUGAAUUGGACUAUUCCCACAUUAAACAGGAGGACCAGGACCUGGAAUAUUCCCACAUUAAACAAAAGGACUAUGAUCUGGACUAUUCCCACAUUAAACAGGAGGACCAGGACCAGGAUCUGGAAUAUUCCCACAUUAAACAGGAGGACCCAGACCAGGAUCUGGAAAAUUCCCACAUUAAACAGGAGGACCAGGACCUGGAAAAUUCCCACAUUAAACAGGAGGACCAGGACCUGGAAAAUUCCCACAUUAAACAGGAGGACCAGGACCUGGAAUAUUCACACAUUAAACAGGAGGACCAGGACCUGGAACAUUCCCGCAUUAAACAGGAGGACCAGGACCUGGAACAUUCCCACUUUAAACGAGAGGACCAUGACCUGGAACAUUCCCACAUUAAACAGGAGGUUCCUGAUAUGGAGUAUUCUCAAACGAAACAGGAGGUUCAUGACCUGGACUCUGACCACAUUAAACAGGAGGACCAUGAAUUUAAUCCUGAUCACAUUAAAGAGGAGAUCCCUGAAAUUGAAUCUUCUCACAUUAAUGAGGAGAUUCCUGAACACAUUAAGGAAAUCUCAUAUCACUGCAAAGUAUGUGGCAAGGAUUUUAAUCAUGCAGGGACACUUAAAAAUCAUCAGCGAGUUCACUCCCAAGAGAGACCAUUUUGCUGCACUGAAUGUGGAAGGAUUUACAAAAGUUUGGGUUCUCUGAGAAAACACCAGCGGAUUCAUGCUGAAGAAGCAAAAGAAACACCCACUUUUUACUGCAAAAUAUGUGAGAAGAGGUUUAAAUGGGCAGACUGCCAAACAAAACACAUGCGAAUUCACACAGGAGAGAUGCCCUAUUGCUGCACAGAAUGUGGGAGGCGUUUCAGAAGAAUUGACUUUUUGACCAAACACAUGCGAAUACACACAGGCGAGGCCCCCUAUUUGUGCACUGAAUGUGGGAACAGGUUCAAAAGCAAAAGCUCCCUAACCAUACACAGGCGGAUUCACACAGGAGAAACUCCCUAUCCCUGUACUGAAUGUGGGAAGAGAUUCAAAAGGUUGGACUGUAUGAAAAAGCACAGGAGAAUCCACUCGAGGGACUCCCUAUGACUGUGCUGCAUUGGGACCAUUUCAGAAAUGGCAGCGAAAUAAUAUCGGUAAACUCACACCUGAAAACUCAACAGGACAGACUGCACAUGAAUGUACUGUGUGUGGAAAAAGCUUCAGUUACUUAGGAAAUCCUAAAUCCCACCAUAAAAUCCAUACAAGAGCACUCCCUUACAGCUGCACUGUAUGUUUGAAGAGUUUAAAAAACAAUACACUUCUGAAAUAAUAUCAGCGUAUUUACACUGAAAACACCCUCCACUGAUGCUCUGUAUGUAGAGAGAAUAGACAAUGCCUCAAUUUGACAACCAACAUUUUCAAGUCAUUCUAAUCAUAAUGAUUCUCUGUCAAUUAAGUAAAAAACCAAAAACAAACUACUGCUUUUGAAUUUUUUUAUUCACUUUGUGCCCACAGUACAUCAGUCUGUUGAAUGAGCGAUGCAACAUUUUUUUCAAUGCAUGUGGACAAAAUGACGUACAUUGAACUACACCAGUGAUACUUACCCAACAAUAGAAUGAAUGAUUGAUUGGGCAAAUCACGUUGAUGCAAACUAUGCAUUGUUGUUAAAUAUAUGCAUUUGAUAUAAGGAUAGUAAUUCCCAGAGCCCUGCUGUUUUAAUAUAGGUUUAACAAUACUUUGAUUUUCCAUAUGUUGUAUACUUCCAGAAUACUAUAUGAACUUACAUGGAGUGCUGUGUUUAUUUGCUUGAAACCCUCUAAACUGUUAUCAUGUAGUGUUUAUGUAUUUGGCCCACACACAUAUAAAUAAAUGCAAUUAGGUAUCAAUACUAGCGGUGUAACAAUUCAUUUUAUAUAAGCGAAUUGUGAUCUGACAUUUUUACUGAUGCACCAAGGCUGUAAACUGAAAAUGAAUGGAUUUAUUUAAUAGCUGCCAAUAAUUCCUUCUUAAAGGCAAUUACGUGCACACCCCUAAUAUUGUAUCACGACCUGCAUGUUGCUGAGUGCAUGGUCAUGUGACAUUAGUGUAUUGUUACAGCCCUAAUCAAUAUAGCUGUAGGCCUGUAUACUUUUGCUUUGUUUUUGUUUUCUCAAUGCAGUCUCUUGCAAAUAUUCAUUAUAUUAGAUUUGUUUAUUUCUGGUUCAUGAACACUUUUCCUUUCUGAAAAUAUUGUGUUAAUAACGACCUUGAAUAAUGAGCUGUGAAAAUGUAACAAGCUGUCUUUAAUUUUGUCCAAUAAAAAUAACAGGUUUUGUGGCCAAAUUGAA
Molecule: messenger RNA, 2703 nt
Organism: Polyodon spathula (Mississippi paddlefish)
Lineage: Eukaryota; Metazoa; Chordata; Actinopteri; Acipenseriformes; Polyodontidae
Product: zinc finger protein OZF-like
Exons: 2
Coding region: 287-1483 (398 amino acids)
Biological process (GO): regulation of transcription by RNA polymerase II
Molecular function (GO): DNA-binding transcription factor activity; RNA polymerase II cis-regulatory region sequence-specific DNA binding
Source: RefSeq, a predicted model, not a curated record